Molecule: messenger RNA, 420 nt
Organism: Gymnogyps californianus (California condor)
Lineage: Eukaryota; Metazoa; Chordata; Aves; Accipitriformes; Cathartidae
Gene: NDUFB2
Product: NADH:ubiquinone oxidoreductase subunit B2
Exons: 4
Coding region: 1-291 (96 amino acids)
Cellular component (GO): mitochondrial inner membrane
Source: RefSeq, a predicted model, not a curated record
AUGCUGGCGUCGCUGGGGCGGUCGGCGGGGCGGCUGCUGCGGGCCGGGAGCGGCGCGACCGGGCUGCGGCACGCGGGCGGCGGGGUGCACAUCGAGCCGCGGUACCGGCAGUUCCCGGAGCUGACGCGGGCGCAGGUGAUCCGGAGCGAGCUCCUCAGCGGCUUCAUGUGGUUCUGGAUCCUCUGGCACUUCUGGCACAGCUCGGACAUGGUGCUGGGCCACUUCCCCUACCCCGACCCUUCGGCCUGGACGGACGAGGAGCUCGGGAUCCCUCCGGACGACGCGGAAUAGGCGCCUCCAGCCGCGGGUGCCGGCCCUCCCGGCAGCACACCGGUCCCUGGAACUAAAGAGGCCCCUGGAACCAAAGCUUUGGCUCCUCGGUCCUUAUUUCAAUAAAAGUGAACUGUAAACAAACUCUAA